Molecule: messenger RNA, 2196 nt
Organism: Centruroides sculpturatus (bark scorpion)
Lineage: Eukaryota; Metazoa; Arthropoda; Arachnida; Scorpiones; Buthidae
Product: pancreatic alpha-amylase-like
Exons: 10
Coding region: 525-2096 (523 amino acids)
Biological process (GO): carbohydrate metabolic process
Molecular function (GO): alpha-amylase activity; cation binding
Source: RefSeq, a predicted model, not a curated record
AAAGACAGUAUUUAAGUAAAUAAAUUUUAGUUAAAUAAUAAAUUUAAGCAAUAUUGAUCAAGUUUUAUCUGAGAAUAUAAUUCAAAUUCAAGUAAUAGUAUAUGAAUAAGUGCGGAACUUUAUUAGUUUUUAGUAAAAAAUUACUUUCCUCGCCAGACAAAACAAUACAUUCUAAAUCAGCCAAUUGUAGCAUGACACAUACUGUACAGUACGUAAAGCGGUGACAUAAUCAGAAGGAACAACUCGAAAGCAGGUUGCUUUAGUAGAUCUUCAGUACUCUGACGUAGACAAAACGUUGAAUUUAGGAACGUUUGCAAAUGCCGACCGAUAUCAUAACGUUGACAUAAGAUCAAGGAACGACAAAUCUCAAUCCGUUAGGCAAACGUUUGCGCAACGUUGACUUUAGAAAUUCAGCUUGUGUCUUAAGAUAUCAUAAUCGGAAGUCCGGAACGAUUGUGAAUAUUUGCCAGUAACUUAUAUUCAAGUUACAUACAGUAUAUUAUCUUGAUGGUCCAUUGUAUUAAAUGGUUCAGAUGGUAACUAUUCUGUUGUUUCUGUUCUUACAAGCAGUACUGUGUUCAUAUUAUGAACCGAAUACAGUACCUGGUAAGAGCGUGUUCGUUCAUCUGUUCGAAUGGCGUUGGAAAGAUGUAGCCGAUGAAUGCGAACAAUUUCUUGGUCCUUUUGGAUUUGGAGGCGUUCAGAUAUCCCCACCAAACGAAAAUGGCAUCGUAUGGGAGCCCUUUUGGAAUAAAGAAAUUAAGAGACCGUGGUUCGAAAGAUAUCAACCAGUCAGUUACAAACUUGGAACUAGAAGUGGCACUGAAUCUGAAUUCCGUGAAAUGGUUAGAAGAUGUAAUAAUGCUGGUGUCAGAAUAUAUGUUGACGCCGUUAUUAAUCAUAUGACCGGAGACAUUGGCAAAGGUCAAGGCACUGCAGGUAGUCAUUUCGAUCCAGGUGCUCUUCAGUAUUAUGGAGUUCCUUACGGUCCAAGCGAUUUCAACAAUGAUAAAUGCCACAGCCAAAGUGGGAAUAUUGAAAAUUAUCAAGACAAACAUCAAGUCCGUGAUUGUCGCUUGUCUGGUUUGGCAGAUUUAAAUCUAGGCAAACAAUAUGUCAGAGAUAAAAUCACCGAAUAUUUAAACUAUCUGAUCGAUAUCGGAGUAGCUGGGUUUCGCUUUGAUGCUGCCAAACAUAUGUGGCCUUCCGAUAUUAAAGCCUUAAGAGAUCGAUUGAAAAAUUUGAAUACUGAAUUUUUUCCACCCAAUACUCGUCCUUUUGUUUUUCAAGAGGUAAUAGAUUUGGGUGGCGGAGAAGCUGUCAAAGCUGACGAAUAUUUACAUAUUGGAAGAGUCACUGAAUUUCGUUAUGGAAAACACUUAGGUGAUGUAAUACGAAAGAAUUACGAUCAGAGAUUAAAGUAUUUGAAAAAUUUUGGAGAGGAAUGGGGUAUGGUUCCUGGUGGAAAUGCGAUAACAUUUAUUGAUAAUCAUGAUAAUCAAAGAGGACACGGUGCCGGAGGUUUUGGAACCAUCCUUACUUUCUUUGAAGCACGAAUGUACAAGAUGGCCUCUGCUUUUAUGUUAGCUUGGCCUUACGGUUUACCACGUGUAAUGAGUAGUUAUCAAUGGCCUCGACAUAUCGAACAUGGCAAGGACAAAAAUGAUUGGAUUGGUCCUCCUCACGAUGACAAUUAUAACAUUAAACCAGUGAUUAGAAAUUCAGAUAUGACUUGCGGAAACGGAUGGGUAUGCGAGCAUAGAUGGCGCCAAAUAUAUAAUAUGGUGAAAUUUCGGAAUGUCGUCGGUUUCGAACCAGUAGAUUACUGGUGGGACAACAACUAUCAUCAAAUUGCGUUCGGUAGGAAAGGGAAAGGAUUUUUGGUCAUUAAUAAUGACAACCAUCCAGUAGAUCAGAAUUUUCUCACCGGUUUACCUGCUGGCACUUAUUGCGAUGUAAUAUCUGGUAACUUGGAAAAUAAUUCAUGCACAGGUAAAAAAGUAAACGUUGGAAAUGAUGGUAGAGCUCAAAUUUUUGUAGAUAAUAAUUGGGAAGAUCCUAUGUUAGCUAUUCAUAUCGAAGCAAAACUAAAGUAAUUAUUACAUGCAUAGAAGUCAUUCGUUCAACACAGAAUAAAUGCAAUGGAAUUUUGUUAAAAUGUUUGAUUUAUUUAAAUAAAUGUUUAUGAUUUAUUCA